Morchella importuna is the source of this 612-nucleotide messenger RNA. RefSeq lists its product as uncharacterized. Bases 1 to 612 code for a protein of 203 amino acids. The record is from RefSeq and is a predicted model, not a curated record. The transcript is spliced from 3 exons. Lineage: Eukaryota; Fungi; Ascomycota; Pezizomycetes; Pezizales; Morchellaceae.
AUGAAGUUCAGCACCACUCUUCUCGCCACUCUCCUCCCGCUGCUCUCCCUCGCUGCACCCACCCCAGAGGCAGAGGCCAAAGUCGAAGAACGCCAGACCAUUACCUGUCCCGGCAACUCUGGGGGUGGAUGCGGAGUCUACACCGUUAGUGGCCUUGGAACUCGCAAAAAAGCUGUCAUUGCUGCUGGAGGAACCAGUUUGGACCUCGCAAUUGCUAUGAUGGAGACGGAAGGAAUGAAUACCAACUACGCCUAUGGCGACAACAAAUCCGGUGAUGCUGCCAACUUCGGUAUUUUCAAGCAGAACUGGUACAUGAUCCGUUCUACCUCGUCCACCUUCAGUGGGCAGACCGCAUCGCAAUACAAUAACGGCGCCGCCCUCAACUCCAACCUGGCACUCGAUGUGACCACACGAAAGAAUGCACAGAACUACUACGGGUGGGAUAAAUGGGCUGGUGGACAUAGAAACGGCCAAACGGGGUUGAACAGCCCGUACACCAAUGAUAUAAAUCUCUACAAGACAGCUGUCUUAUGGACACAAAGCCAGAUCAACAGUAACUCGGCGUAUUUGACCGAUGAUACCAGGUUCUGGGUUGAUGUUGUAGCUAUCUAG